AUGGCCGAGCACCGUUCCCGACCCGUACCCGUGCGUACGCAAGUGCUGGAUGGUGCACCAGCACACUCGCCGACCACGCGACUCAACAACGAAUUUUUGUCAGGAUAUUCCACCAUCGCUGCUGCUCGGACCGCAGAAGACCAUGUGGCCUUGCCAGGCACCGAGCUCAUCCUCCAUCACCCAUUGAUCCGGUUUUUUCUUCCUUUUUUCCCACUCCCCCCCUCGCGGCCGGUUGCUUCGACAAACAGCGUCGAGACGAGACGAGACGCGUUUUCGGCUCCCAUGGCGACCGCAUCGCCGACCCCCAUGGCCGCCGGCCCUGGUCCCGUUCCCGCACGGAGGACAUCGCAGCGCCAGGCCCUGAGACGCCCUCCGUCGCGUCCGACCCUGGACAGGAGCGACAGCUUGUCGGCCUCGGCCGGAGGGAGCCAGUCGCGACGGCGGCAGCAGCAUCGGCAGCAGCAGCAGCAACAGUACGACGACGACAGCUCCGAGGAUGAGAUCCCCGUGCCCAUGAAGCUCAGCGCUCUCACCAAGGCCCUCCUCAACGACGGCGUGCCCGACGCCGUGGCGGGGCCGGCCUCGUCGCCGCAACCGAGACGACGGGUCAGCCCGUUGAACGCAACCUCGAUCGCGAGCUCCGGCUCCGGCUCCGGCUCCGGACCGUCGGCCGUCCGUGAGCGGCGCCACCUUCGGUCGGGAAGCGUGCAUGCGGCCGAUGGUAGCCGGUCGUCGUCGAGGGCGCCGAGUCGAGAGUCGAGCCCCGUGAGGAAGCGGGUCGUCCGUCUCAGCAACACGCCCCAGAGCCUGAACCAGAUGCAGCCUUCGCACGGGCGCUCGACCUCCACGUCCCGCGGGCCCGUCCUUCAGCGUCCGAGCAUCCCGCCACGUCCGCCGAGCCGGGCGAGCAUGCGCGACAGGUCCAUGGUCGCGGCCGAGGAGAGGCCCGCGUCCCGCCAGGAGCAGCGAUCCGACGUCAACACGCCCGCCCACGGCGAGCGCAUCGUACGCAUCGCCUCGGGGUCUGCCUCGGCCAACCGAAGCCGUCUCGCCUCCUCCGGCCCCUCCUCCGGACGCUCGACCUCGGCAGUCGUCGACAAGUCGUCGUUCGAGGUCGAGCACGAACCGCCCGACGGCCGUCCUCUCGGUCACGGCAGCGUCUCGCGCCAGCCCUCGACGAGGAGCCGAGCCGAGGACAAUGGUCAGCUGCAGAGCUCGAUGCGCGUCAAGCGCGUCGGCAAGAUCCCCGGCAGCUUCCUGAGCGGCCCGGCGAGGCGUGGGAGGAGGCGGCAGAGCGAGGAGGAUGUCGAGGACCUCGCCCAGGCCGAUCAUUUUCUCUCGAGCCAGCAGGAUCCCGCCCAGGCUCCGUCGGACGAGCCUUUGUACUACGCCGAUGGCAUUCGCAACUUCAACUCGGGCAGUCCCGUGAGCGGAAGCGCGGCGGCGCGGGCCAUCCAUCGGCGAUACGCCUCCAACGCCGAUCUUCGGGACCAUGCCGGCUCGGCGGCGCCGGCGUCCGGGCUCGACAGACCGUCGCCUCGCCCGGUCCCACCGCUGGCGAGUGGUGUCGAGGAGCCGAUGCCGGUGCCCGUCGUGCCGGUUCAGGUGCGGAUGCGCGUCGCCGAGAUGCCGUCGGUCCAUGACCAGGAGAACGCGGUGGCCGCCGAGGGCAAGCGCUCCCGGAUGUCCGUCGAGCGCGUGGCCGAGUCGGUGCCGGAGAAGGCGCAGCGACCGCCGAGCGCCGUCAAGCCGACCUCGCCGGCGCGGAAGCCCCUCGCCGCCGUGACGAGCAACACGCCGCACCGGCAACCGCACCAGCCGCCGCCGCCGCACCGACCGCCGCCCAAGAUGUCCGUCCUCGACGCCGCCACCUCGACGACCGGCGCCGCCGCCGGCGCCACGACGCAGCAGGCGAAGCAGCGGAGGAACGUGCUGCGGGUCAACGGCAGAUGCUACACGAGGCUCGACUGUCUCGGCCGAGGCGGCAGCGCCAAGGUCUACCGAGUGACGGCCGAGAACGGGAACAUGUUUGCGCUCAAGCGCGUCUCCCUCGAGAACGCCGACGAGACGACGGUCAAGGGGUACAAGGGCGAGAUCGACCUGCUCGGCAAGCUGUCCGCCGUCGACCGCGUCAUCAAGCUCUUCGACCACGAGAUGAACGCCGAGAAGCAGGUCCUGACCCUGCUCAUGGAGAUGGGGGAGCUCGACCUGAACAAGCUUCUCUCCUCGCGGCAGAACCCCGAGUCCGCGAGGUUCGACCCCGUCUUCGUCCGCUUCUACUGGAAGGAGAUGCUCGAGUGCCUCCAGUCCGUUCACCAGUACGACAUCGUCCACUCCGACCUGAAGCCCGCCAACUUCGUCCUCGUCCGCGGUCGGCUGAAGCUCAUCGACUUUGGCAUCGCCAACGCCAUCCAGACGGACGAGACGGUCAACGUCCACCGGGAAACCCAGAUCGGCACCCCCAACUACAUGUCGCCCGAAUCCCUCAUGGACGCCAACAACCCGCGCGGAGGUCGACUGCCCGGCCGACCGAAGCUUAUGAAGCUCGGGAAGCCGAGCGACAUCUGGUCCCUCGGCUGCAUCCUCUACCAGAUGGUCUACGGCCUGCCGCCCUUUGGCCACAUCGCGAACCAGAUGGCCCGCUGCCAGGCCAUCAUCAACUGGGAUCACCACGUCGAGUUUCCCUCUCGCGCCAUGGGCGGCGUCCCCGUGCCACCGUCUCUCGUCCGCACCCUGCGACGCUGUCUGACGCGCGAGAUUCACAUGCGCCCGACCUGCGACGAGCUCCUCCACGAGACCGACCCGUUCCUCUACCCGGCCGAGGUCGGCGGCAGGGACUUGCCCAUCGACGAGGAUUCGUUUGCGAGAAUCAUCCACCACGUCAUCGCGAGGUGCCGCGAUCGCAUGCCGACCGAGGCCGAGGGCAGCCUCCUGCCGCAAGCGUACUGGUCGAGCUUCAGGAAGGCCACGACCAACCGGACGGGCGGGGGCCGGUUGGAAUAG
Drechmeria coniospora is the source of this 3003-nucleotide messenger RNA. RefSeq lists its product as uncharacterized. The transcript has 2 exons. Gene Ontology annotation, cellular component: nucleus; spindle; kinetochore. Gene Ontology annotation, molecular function: protein serine/threonine/tyrosine kinase activity; protein serine/threonine kinase activity; ATP binding. Gene Ontology annotation, biological process: protein localization to kinetochore; chromosome segregation; peptidyl-serine phosphorylation. Bases 1 to 3003 code for a protein of 1000 amino acids. The record is from RefSeq and is a predicted model, not a curated record. NCBI's taxonomy places the organism in Eukaryota, Fungi, Ascomycota, Sordariomycetes, Hypocreales, Ophiocordycipitaceae.